Messenger RNA from Drosophila virilis, 1086 nucleotides. RefSeq lists its product as uncharacterized. The record is from RefSeq and is a predicted model, not a curated record. NCBI's taxonomy places the organism in Eukaryota, Metazoa, Arthropoda, Insecta, Diptera, Drosophilidae.
UGUAUAUAUUUUAGUUACCGUUCUUAUCAAAAUUUCAUUGACAUAAACUGGACCAGUCUAAAACGGUUAUUGCUCUACCUUACAUUAAUAUUAUCGAUGCCUCCUCGGCGCUUUUUACAGUAAAAACACAUUGGCUUGUUAGACAAAUAAAAACAGAAAAAAGUGAUAAAAAAAUACAGUUUAUAAAUUAACACAGUUGAUUUAGGAGUUAGGUUGUUUCGUAUUAUGAUGACAUUGACAUCAAUAAUUAAAAGAUAAUAGAACGCUUUAAGAGAUUGUGCUGAAUCGAAUCAAUAUAAAUACAGCCGAAAUUGUGAGAGUUUGACAACUUAUUUUGGUACGCCAAAUCGACUCAGGUACACGGUCUCUGGUCGAUAUCCUUGUGAAGAUGUUUCUAAAAAUAUCUGUGCUCCUGCUGGGUCUCAGUAUCAGCUAUACGUUAGCUCGCAGACUGCCGUUAAGCCUUACAACAAAUGAGAAGAUUCAGAAGCUCCACAGCGAAAGCCUGGUUCUGGCCGAAGUACAUCAGGACACGUCGACCAUAUGUUUCAGUUACUACAAUCCGAAAUUGAACCUAAUAACGGUACAGUACGAAGUCGACUACGAUAGCUGCAUUAGCGCCUAUGAAACAUCAAGCAAACAGGUUGAGAAUUGCUAUAAGUCUGCCCGCGAGAGCAUAGAGACCAGUGCAUUCCAGUCCUGUAGCGCUUUAUAUGCAUGCAAUCUGGCCUCGAAUGCCUACAAUGCGUUCGAGUGUGCCUCAAUUACGGCUGCUGAAGAUGCCAAGAUCUUUUAUGCAAUUUCUGCAAACGCCACGGAUGCUGCUAUCAAGAGCAAGUCGGACUAUUCGCGAGUUGACACUACCAGGAACGUUUGCGUUAGCAAUGCGGAAAAGAACUAUGUUGAGAACACGUCUAAGGUCUAUGGCCUAUUGAAUAGUUGCCUAUUGGGCAACGAUAAUAUUCCAGUAUCCACUGAGUCCACAACAACAGAUUUUACCGAUUGGUCAACAUAUGAUGAAUAGAAUUCAAUAUAAUAAAUAUGCAUUCAAUAAUAAAAAUUCAUAUGUCUAAUGCAAAGAUGUUA